CCUCCUCCUCCUCCGCCUCCUUCUCGCUCUCCACUUGUUUUUCCUCUGUUUCUCCUCUGCGCCCUCCAUCUUGGCGGGGCCGGGCCGCCCGGCAGCCCUGGCGGGGGCGUGCCGGAGGCGCCGCGCCAACCUCAGCCGCUUUCUCGCCCGGGAGCACCCCAAGGCGCCCGGCUCCUGCCGCGACCUGCCCCGCGCGGCGUGCGAGGAGGCCGCUGGCGUCGGGGGCUGCCGGUGCCACCGGCACGUCACGAACAGGACGACGCUGCAGUGGAGCAACCGCGCCCGGCUGUGCGAGCUGUCCCGGAGCCACCCCGCGCUGAUCGACGCGAAGCUGAGCUACAUCCCGCGGCCGGCCUACGCGUCGAUCGCGGACGCCUGCGAGCGGCGGGGCCUCACGUCGGGCUACUCCCACCUGGCGGACCACUCCAGGUUCCGCUACCUCAUCUCCACCGAUGGCUCUACCAUAGAUGACACCCGGGUCUACUGGAUGCUGUCGACCGGCUCGCUCGUGUUCAAGCAGAUCACACCGUUGCUGCCCUACGGCGUGCCCGGCCUGGAGCCGUGGGUGCACUUCGUGCCGGUGCGGGAAGACCUCGGCGACCUCGUGGCCAAAGUACGGUGGGCGCGGCAGAACGACCCGGCCUGCCGCGGCAUGGCGGAGGG
Prorocentrum cordatum is the source of this 663-nucleotide messenger RNA. The record is from the annotation of a GenBank genome assembly. Lineage: Eukaryota; Dinophyceae; Prorocentrales; Prorocentraceae.